GCGCCUUUAUCUUGUGCCGUUGAGGGUGCUGGGCAAAAUUGGGCCAUGGAGUGUCUUCCAGACGAACUCCACGCAGCCAUUCUUUCCCAGUUAUCCGCACAUGACAUUCUCCAUUGUGCUGCAGCAUCCCGUCGUUUAUGUCGGAUAGCUACAGACAAUUCAUUAUGGCAAAAAGUCUGGUUUCGGAGGGAUCUGUCAAAUAGGUUUCGCACCUCUUCACUCCAAACCAAUUACCGACAGCUUUACAGAUGGCGAUAUUCUCGUCUCCACAACAUACCACGAAGCAAAACAGGGUGCAAUGAUUUAGUGUGGGACGUAGCAUUGGAUGAAGAACGCGGACUUGUAUUUGCCAUAUCUGAGGAGGGGCUAUCGUUCUGGAAAUUGGAGGCCGAUGACCAGACAAACGGUUUGCGAUUGCACUGUGUCAAUCGUGUCAACAGUGUCGAAAGCAAUGAAUCAUAUACAGAAGCACCUAGAAGCGGACAUAGAGGGACCACAUCGAUGACCCGAUGUGGUUGGGAUGAGAAAGAACUACUGUGUUCCUGGGGUGGACACAUUUAUAUCAAGGAUAUGGAAAGUGGAAGAACUAUCUCGACAUUCUCAACGGAGACGAAUGCAGUACCCUCGGUGAACGUUAAAGAAAACCUAAUAUUUGCGGGAUGUGAGCGUGCGAUGGUCAAAAUAUUUGAUCGCCGCUCGAAACCUGCGGCAUGUUUAGCAAGCUGGCGGGAAGAAGGGACAGUUCUUGGCCUGGAGUACCUUCCGUCCCAUGCACUGGUAACUGGCGGACGAUUUCCACGUUUGUCAAUUACGGAUCUCCGAAUGCCCUCGAAGCUUCUCAAAGCCCUUCAUACGGGCAUGUAUGCAUCAUCACUGACCGGUUCGCAUCCAUCUAGUCCGUAUACGAUUCACGUCGGUGGUCAUCGUCGCCGUGGGAUUCUUGACACUUGGGAUUGCAGACCGGGCCGCGAAGCGCAUUCACACCGUCAACAUACUGUCCAUCCUGCAUUUCCGUCCGCAAUCACAUCAUCUGCUGGCGAUUGCCUGGUCAGUUGUGACUGGGAUGGUGUGAUCGCCCUUCAUUACUUUGAACAGUCAAGUUCCAGUAUAGACAUCCCCAUACCAAUAACGAUGCGUCAUGUUAAAGUUAAUGGAGCUGGGUUCUCAUCCGCGAGACUCGGGCUUACGCGAGGCAUUAUCGUGGUAGGAUCUACGGAAGGAAUGGUUGCCUACCAACUGGGAAAAGUGGUGCCUGAAGGGGAAAAUCCCGACGGCGCACUUGACAUGGAUGAAGAAGCAGUUGAGCCAAAUGAAAGCGAAUCAAGCUUGCGCUUAAAUCUUGGACAAAUGAUGAGAUGGAAUCCUUUCACAAUGUAAUUUCAUGUGGUAUAUAAGAUCAAUAUUUCGGGAUCAUCUGCAGCCUCUUCAUCUUCUCAAA
This is a messenger RNA of Spizellomyces punctatus DAOM BR117, 1438 nucleotides long. RefSeq lists its product as uncharacterized. The transcript is spliced from 2 exons. NCBI's taxonomy places the organism in Eukaryota, Fungi, Chytridiomycota, Chytridiomycetes, Spizellomycetales, Spizellomycetaceae. The record is from RefSeq and is a predicted model, not a curated record. Gene Ontology annotation, molecular function: protein binding. The coding region runs from base 46 to 1377 and encodes 443 amino acids.